This is a messenger RNA of Camelina sativa (false flax), 994 nucleotides long. RefSeq names its product WUSCHEL-related homeobox 5. Gene Ontology annotation, molecular function: DNA binding; DNA-binding transcription factor activity. Gene Ontology annotation, biological process: plant organ development. The record is from RefSeq and is a predicted model, not a curated record. Lineage: Eukaryota; Viridiplantae; Streptophyta; Magnoliopsida; Brassicales; Brassicaceae.
CCUAGAUAGGUUAGGAUAAAGAAAACGAUCAAAUCUGCAAAGAUCAGUCUCUCCCAAAUCCCCAAAAAAAACAAAGCAUGCAUUUCGUAAUAAACAAAUCAUCAUAAAACGACACAUAACUCGAAAACCUCUCCCCCCGACAAUUUUAUCAAUUCAUUUCUCUUUUUACCUUAAUAAAUCCCAAAACAUAAUAAUUUAGUAUGAACUAAUCUCCUCUAUAUAUACGGAUUAAUAUACAGGCCCUAAAUCGUAAACAGUUGAGUGAUAAUAUCUGAAAAUGUCGUACUCCGUGAAAGGUCGAACCUUACGUGGCAACAACAACGGAGGAAUAGGAGGGACGGGGACGAAGUGCGGGAGGUGGAACCCAACCGUGGAGCAGUUGAAGAUACUGACGGAUCUGUUUCGAGCCGGUCUUAGAACUCCGACCACUGAUCAGAUUCAGAAGAUCUCCACGGAGCUCAGUUUCUACGGAAAGAUCGAGAGCAAGAACGUUUUCUAUUGGUUCCAAAACCAUAAGGCUAGAGAAAGGCAGAAACGUCGUAAAAUCUCCAUCGAUUUUGAUCAUCAACAUCAUCAUUACCAUCAACCAUCAAGUAGAGAUGUUUUUGAGAUAAACGAAGAAGAAUGUCAAGAGGAAGAGAAGGUGAUAGAGACGUUACAACUCUUCCCGGUGAAUCCAUUCGAAGACUCCAACUCCAAGGUUGAGAAAAUAAGAGCUAGAGGCAAUAGUACUAACCAGUACCGUGAAUAUGUUCGAGACACAAACACGCCGUCGUUUUCUCCAUAUUCGUCAUGUGGAGCUGAGAUGGAACAUCAUCCACCGCCGUUAGAUCUUCGAUUAAGCUUUCUUUGAAUUAUUAUUGACCACGCACUUCAUAAUUAUAUCUUUAACCUUUUAAGAAGAUCUUGUUGUAUUUUGAAUUAUGACUUGUAUUAUUAUCCAAUGUAUGAGUUAUGACGUAGACAAAACUUCGCUCAUUUAAAUAUUUUCUUU